Musa acuminata subsp. malaccensis (wild Malaysian banana) is the source of this 2553-nucleotide messenger RNA. Lineage: Eukaryota; Viridiplantae; Streptophyta; Magnoliopsida; Zingiberales; Musaceae. The record is from RefSeq and is a predicted model, not a curated record.
CCCACCCCAACGCCACUCCUCUGCUGGACAUCAGAGGAUAACCUCAGAGAUUAGUCCGCAAGCGUCCGCCCGAAAUGUUCACACCCAUGGAUUCAUUAUUAGGCACUGCUUGAUGUAGAGCGCUCCUCUUGUGAGCGUCUGCUUUGAUUUGUUAUCUAGACAAGCGAAGAAAGGUGCCGUCUUGGGCUCUUCCUUGGCUUCGAUCGACAAGAGAGGAGAGGAGUCACCUUCGCGUGCUUCUUCUCUGGUUUUUUAUCGGGACGAGCGGAGAAAGGUGCUGUCUUUAUGGCUCCACGGUGAGAUAAGGGAAGAAAAGUGCCACCUUGGGCUCUUCCGUGGCCUCUGUUGCAGUUUCCGAUAGAGAAGAGAGAAGAAAGGAGUCAGCUUUGGUGUCUCGGGAGCUAUGUCCGGCGAGGCGGAGAAUUGUGGCUCCGUUCUUUUCCUGGGGCUGCCGGACGACGUACUGGCGCUCAUCUCCGCCCGCCUCCGCCCCCGCGACCUCUGCGCGCUCGGCCUAUGCUGCCGUGGCCUCCACGUCGCCGUCGCGGCCUCCGAGAAGGCCUGGCUCGUGCAGUGCCUUCGCCUCGGCCCCCCGCCCCACCUCCUUCCCCGGUGGCGCAGGGGCGUCCGCUCCUACGGCGCCCUCUGCCGCUUCCUCGCAGCCGUUGCGCCGCUCCUCGGCAUAUGGGUGCACCAGAAUCCGGAGCUCGGCAACGUCGUCUGCGUCGUGUGGGGCUUCCUCUCCGUCGUCGGCGUCCGCGUCAUCCCCCAGGAGCUCGGGUAUCUGGGCCUAGACGCCGGGCCUCUCCUCUGGGCGCCGGUUUUCGAGAUCCUCGCCGACGCCAAUGGCUCGCCCUCUCGCUUCUUCCUCCAUGGCCGAGACUGCGGCGAGGACUGCCUCCACCCGGGCUCCGUUCGAUCCAUCGACUCCUCUUGCAACGUCCUCUUCCUGGAGGCCGAUUCCCGUCCCCAAGAUUCCGCCUUUCCUCCAAGACCGCUCCAUUUGCCCCCCGCCCGGAGCUUCUCUUCCGUUUCUGGAUCGAAGGAUCCAGAUUUGGCAAGAAAAUAUUCCCGGUCCCGCACCACUGUCGCCUCCCGUUCCUCGGUCGCGCCGCCUCCGCCUUCUUCUUCCCCAUCCUUCAGCCGAUUGCCGUUCAGCGACCGCCGCCGGCUUCUAGAACUGGUGGCGGCCAGAAUCCGCCUCAAGGUUCCCCGGGAUCUGGCCGCUGCUCCUCUCUUUGAACGUUCUUCCUUCUGCGAUGAUGCCAAUCUCUUGGCUAAUCGAAGGUUGGAGCUCAUCGAAAUGCUCAAACUUAGCGGAGGGUGGAUCGAUCGGAUGGCGGCAGAGUUAGCAUUGAGCUUGACGGAGCAUCGGAACGCUGCAAGCAGCAACGCCGUCGACCACCGGACGAGAACUGCCACUGACAAAAGAAGAGCCUUCUCCUCCGUGGCCGGGUACUUGAAACAAUUCAUGGGCAGGUCUACCUCUCCUAACGUUCCGAUUUCAAGAAACGGGAAUCCUGUGGGCGGCGGCAAGAACAAGCACGCGCAGCUCCACGAGUUCUUGAGGUCAGGCGACGUGAUCGGGCUGAGCUUAAGAGCAACCCACAUGAGGGUAACCACGUACAGGGCGUGGCCAAACAUGCACGACAGCAGGUUUGCGCUGUACAAGCUCCCAUUGCAGGCCCCAAUGGCGUGCCAGGAGCACGCAGGCCUGUGGGGCGGCACCUUUGGCUGGCCACCGGGACAGCCCUCCGAGGGCAAAUCAGGGAAGGCCUUGUUCUUCUUGUUGCUUUCUUAUGAGGAGGUCAACGGCCACCCCCUUCUCAUUGCCACCAAGAUACUGGAAGGAACCCACUAUGUCCUCCAUCCCAAUGGCUCCGCAAUGUUCAUUGUGAAAAUGGAUGAGACCACAUCAGAGCCAUUCCCAUGGGAGACCGACGGCGAAUCUCUUCAGGUGGAAGUGAAAUCUAGUCACUCAGGGGAGGGGAUCGCGAAUGGUUACGGUUUCCGAUACCCAGGAUCCAAGCCUGGCUCACUGUUUGUGCUACAGAAUGGACUGUUGGCAUUUGUGUGGAAGGAGUCCCAGUCCAUCUUGACCUUGCAGAGGGUGGACUUGCAGGAGCUGCUAAAGAAAGGAGAAAGAGUGCCGGUGCUGCCACCAAUCGCAAACUUUGUCUAUCUUACAAAGUCUUACUCUAACGUUUUCACAGGCUUCCCUAUCAACUCAGGUCAUUCAUCCUCUCCAAACUAUGAUUAGUCCUGUUUAUUGUGCCUAUCCCUGUAUUUGAUUGAGAUUACGAGAUGAUCGGCCGCUACCAAAGUUUUUAUGAUCUCGAGUUUCCUAUGAAUCUGUUUGCAGCUAUAUUCACUUAAUUUUGAGUGUAUUAGCUUAUUGCACUCUAAACAAUAGUGUAGUUUAUUAUCCUAUUCGACCAUGUUUUCAUUGGUCUCUAAGCCACUCCAUGAUUCUGAACCGUAGAAAGCUUUACUAGGUUUUCAAUAUGCUACUUGAUGUCCUGCCUGAUUCAUGUGGUCUUUUGAUUUAUAGCA